GGCAAAAAGCCAAGUGGCAGGAUAUCUGCUGAGAAAGCUGAGAAGAUGACAGUCUCACAGGAGAAAAUGGAAGACAGCAGAUCUCACAUGACAUCCAAAGAAUACAAGCUACAAAAAGAUCAGCACCUCAUAAAGAAUUCGAAGACAUUACAAGGCCAGUAUGUGCUUAUGGUCCAUGAAGUGACCAUGCCCCCAUUCUUGGGCCAGACUCUCCCACCUGCCUUCAAACUCUUGAAUUUUUCCAGAGAAAACCAAAACCAAGAACAAAGAUUUUUUUCAAAGUCACCAGCAAGUAAAAAGGAUCAAACCCCACAGCCAGGGCUCUUAUCCAAGGCACACUGAAGUCAAUGGAAUUUUUCCCAUUGAAUGCAGUGGAAGUUGGAUUCAGUCUUUGCAUCCCAGUCACCCUUGUAAGGUUUUUCAUGCAGGAAUGGGGCUUCAGUUUUGAAAAUUAUAGUCUUCUAAUAGCCAAGAAAAUAAUUGACUUGGAGAUCCAUGUCGUGGUCGUCGUCUUACUAUUAACAUUUUAGA
Molecule: messenger RNA, 531 nt
Organism: Pygoscelis adeliae (Adelie penguin)
Lineage: Eukaryota; Metazoa; Chordata; Aves; Sphenisciformes; Spheniscidae
Gene: MORN1
Product: MORN repeat containing 1
Exons: 3
Coding region: 46-342 (98 amino acids)
Source: RefSeq, a predicted model, not a curated record